CCAGCAGGAAGGGGAGAAACAUGCUUCGUGGUCGCUCAUUUGAAACGCAAAUUUGUAUACAGUAAUAGCUAACUCAAGGUGUCGUUUGUUUUGUCUCUUUACCAGCUACGGACCAGAGAAACGACAGUUGGUGAUUGUAACGCCACAUGCGUGCGACCCCCGCUCCACCGGGAAAAACAAGACUGCUGAAACUUCGGAAAGGAAACGUAGCGCCAAAUGGUUUCAAGAGAGACUUGUCAAUCGUCUUCAGACUCGCGCUGAGACCGUGAAUUCGCCCUCGCUGUUGUUUCGCAGAAAUCGUGACAAAACCUCCUCCGUUAUCCCAGCUCAUAUGAAUCAACAUUAGCCUACGUGUGUAUCGAAGUCGUGCACGUUUGGAAUUUCCGCUGUACUUCUUCCAAAUACUUGAAGGAUUUAAUGGGCCAUCAAUAGCCUAUAACACGAAGACGAACAAAAGCUACAAGGAUAUAGACCGACGACGAGACCGGGCUUGAUUUAUCUGUGGAUGACCUGCCGCAAAUGCCUCCCCCAACCCUGCCCCUAACUCCCUGCCUCUUGCGUAGCCGGGAUGGAAAUCUACAUUGUCAAUAGGAUGGAACCUGACAAAUCGUAGGCUUUCUGAUGUUCGGAUGCUUACAGAAAUCCAUGUGGGAAUACUUGCCAUGCGAAAAGCCUUUGAGAUUUUUGACAGCUUCGCUCUCGGAAGGCCUGUUAUCUUGGGUUUGAUCGUUUCUUUCGCGCAACUGGAUAUAAAGUAGCGCCGCCAGCGGUGGGACUAGCGUAGUGAAGAGGGAUCAGGAUGGCUUUACAACGACCAAACCGCUUGGGCGGUGUCUGGAAGGCCAUGUUUCUACGGCUAAGCCUCAGCGCUAGCCUGGAUCUGCCGUUCUUGUGUUGGAUAUUGGGCUUGGCCUUGCACGCCCAGCUAGCUGCCUCGCAAAAACUGGACGAGACGGAUCCAGUGGUCACUACCACUUACGGCAAACUGCGAGGAUUCAAAAAAGAACUCAACAAUGAGAUCUUGGGUCCCGUCAUCCAAUUUCUGGGCGUCCCCUAUGCUGCGCCCCCUACGGGGGAACGACGCUUUCAACCGCCCGAACCUCCCAUCUCGUGGUCAGAUAUCCGUAACGCUACUCAAUUCGGCCCCGUUUGUCCUCAAACCCUGCUGGAGGGCAGGCUACCAGACGUUAUGCUGCCGGUUUGGUUCACCAACAGUAUCGACGUGGUAUCGUCCUACGUACAAGACCAGAGCGAGGACUGCCUUUUCUUAAACAUAUACGUGCCAACGGAGGAUGUAAAAAGAAUAUCCAAGGAAUGUGCAAGAAAACCCGGCAAGAAAAUAUGUAGAAAAGGAGGUCCUCUUUCAAAGAAACAGAAUGAUGAUUUAGCUGAUAAUGACGGUGCUGAGGAUGAAGACAUUCGUGAGAGCGGGAGCCCUAAACCCGUGAUGGUAUUCAUACACGGAGGAUCCUACAUGGAAGGCACGGGAAAUAUGUUUGACGGUAGCAUCCUGGCAAGUUACGGCAACGUCAUCGUCAUAACCGUCAACUAUCGGCUUGGUGUGCUCGGUUUUUUGAGCACAGGAGACCAGGCGGCCAAAGGAAACUACGGACUUCUUGAUCUAAUCCAGGCCCUGCGCUGGACGAGUGAAAACAUUGCGUUCUUUGGGGGUGACCCUUUACGCAUUACUGUUUUUGGGUCUGGGGCCGGGGCCUCGUGUGUCAACCUCCUGACUAUUUCCCAUUAUUCUGAAGGUAACCGUUGGAGCAAUUCGACCAAAGGUCUUUUCCAAAGGGCCAUAGCCCAAAGUGGCACAGCCUUGUCCAGCUGGGCUGUCAGCUUUCAACCAGCCAAGUAUGCCCGCAUGCUGGCCAAGAAGGUUGGGUGCAACCUCAAAGAUACAGUGGAGAUGGUAGAGUGCCUACAGAAAAAACACUACAAAGAGUUAGUGGAGCAGGACAUUCAGCCCGCUCGCUACCACAUCGCCUUCGGUCCUGUCAUUGAUGGUGAUGUUAUCCCCGACGACCCUCAGAUCCUCAUGGAACAAGGGGAGUUCCUCAAUUACGACAUCAUGCUGGGCGUCAACCAGGGCGAGGGGCUAAAGUUCGUGGAACUCAUCGUGGACAACGAGAAUGGCGUGCAAGCCAAUGAUUUCGACUACGCCGUGUCGAGUUUUGUGGACGAUUUGUACGGUUACCCAGAGGGGAAGGACAUUCUGCGGGAGACUAUUAAGUUUAUGUACACUGACUGGGCAGAUCGUCACAACCCGGAGACCAGGAGAAAGACCCUGCUGGCAUUGUUCACAGAUCAUCAGUGGGUGGCACCAGCAGUGGCCACCGCAGACCUUCAUUCCAGCUUUGGCUCCCCUACUUAUUUCUAUGCGUUCUACCAUCACUGCCAAACAGAGCAGGUGCCUCCCUGGGCCGACGCAGCGCAUGGUGAUGAGAUCCCCUAUGUGUUCGGGCUUCCCAUGAUUGGUCCAACCGAACUCUUCCCUUGCAACUUUUCCAAAAAUGAUGUGAUGCUCAGUGCAGUGGUGAUGACAUACUGGACAAACUUUGCAAAGACCGGUGAUCCCAACCAGCCAGUUCCACAAGACACCAAUUUCAUCCACACCAAACCGAACCGCUUUGAGGAAGUGGCCUGGACACGUUACAACCAGAAGGACCAGCUAUACCUUCACAUUGGCUUGAAGCCCCGUGUCAAGGAACAUUACCGUGCCAAUAAAGUCAACCUGUGGCUGGAACUGGUGCCUCAUCUCCACAGCCUCAAUGAGGUCACCCAGAUAGUUUCCACUACGACUAAGUUGCCUCCACCCGAGGUCACUCCCCGUACGCCAAAGAAGAUCCCUGUCAACACCAAGAGGCCCUACCCCACUUCCCCGUUCCCCACUGAAACGCAGGACAGCCACAACCAGAAUCAGAACCAACCCUUUCUGGUAGACCAGCGGGACUAUUCCACCGAGCUGAGUGUCACCAUCGCCGUAGGUGCUUCAUUGCUCUUCCUCAACAUCUUGGCUUUCGCAGCGCUGUACUACAAGAAAGAUAAACGGAGACAUGAGGUUCAUCGACGCUGCAGCCCGCAAAGGACCACCGCCAACGAGCUGCCCCACACGCAGGAGGAGGAGAUCAUGUCUCUGCAAAUGAAACACAGCGAUCUGGAGAGGGAAUGUCGUGAGGCCAUGCACCCGCACGAGGUGGUCCUGAGAACUGCCUGCCCACCCGAUUACACGCUCGCCAUGCGCCGUUCGCCGGACGACAUCCCGCUCAUGACCCCAAACACCAUUACAAUGAUUCCCAACAGCAUGCCGGGCCUUACCUCUUUACACCCGUAUAACAGCUACUCCAGCGGACAGAAUAACACCCUUCCCCAUCCACAUCCCCAUUCACACUCCACCACCAGAGUAUAGCCACACACAAACACUGACAUACACACAGAUAAGUUUGAGUGUGGCGACGGACAACGGGCGGAGGUGACAUCACAGAGUGAGGAAUAUCUUUACUCCAGUUGUUCAGAGGACCAGGAAUUAACAAUGCAGAUUUUUUUCUCUUUCCUCGAGAGCGACACUAUCCUUUUAUAUCAGAAGGGAAAAACAAAACACAAAACGUGCAAGAUGAUUUCAGAUUUAACGAAAGACGAACAGAGUUGAUUUUUUACUCCUUGUAUUGUGACAAAACCAGGACCAUUUCUUGCAAACAAUUAUCAGUCUGGGGUUCUUUGAGGAAUGGUUCGAUUCGUAACCCGGAGAGGAAACUGCGGAAUCAGAGAAGAUAUGACGUGUGGGAGGCCCUUUGUAAACAAAAGGAAACAUAUUGUUUUCCCGAGGCACUGGAUUGUAGAUUACUCUCUUCUGAGCAGAGAUGCUGCUUACCUAAUUUAGGCAUGUGUUCUCCUGGUGGUAGCACUGUAAGAUAUGGAAUACAUCAAUAAGGGAAAAAAGACGCGAUUGAGAAAUCCUCGAGAAUAUGCACAAUAGAGACAUUCACUGAAUGUCUUUGAAUUUUUUUGUCUAUGUAUUUUUUGGGGGAACCGUUUUAUUGUAUAGGACCUAUUUACAUAUCUAGAUAUGUACACAAAGCACCCAUGCUCUUUAAGCCCUGACUGGGGGCGUCGAUACUGAGGAAUCUGCCUCAAGAGCGUAGCGGGGAAUUUAUUGGCUUUCUGGCAGAUACGGCUUCAUCACACAAGUGCUGUCUAUACUGAAAACUGGUGGACUGGAGGCUGGAUAUUUUUAGCACGAUGCGCAUGACAAUUUAUCUGCUUGGUGGCUGUUCUGCUGAUUAAGUCAUUAUUUAAAACAAAAAAAGUCAUUUUCUUCCCCAUUUGGAUUUGUUUAAGGAUAUACUGCUCUGAUUGGCUCGCAGGAAAUGGAAUAUGCUGGUGAGGGCGGACAUGGGAGGGGGGAUGGGGGUCAGAUUGGAAAUGUUGACGGGAAGGGGCAGGGAUAAGCUAAAUAGAUUGUAUUCGCAAAUAGCUCGAGUGAACCUGGUUAUAAGGACUAGUUUUGUACAUGUGUGUCGGUAAAACUUUUUAAUAGUGGUGAAUCACUUGUUGUUUGAGCUCCCAUGUGUGGGACAUUAAUGUACUUUUUGGUUUUCUCAUUGGUCUCAGCUAUACAACAUUGUUUUACUUUUGUUUUCAUCGUUUCCUAAUAUUUGCCACGUUACCUUAGCAAAUUUAUUACCUGUAUUUUUUUUUUGCUGUGCUUCACGAGGCAGUUCCCAUAUGCGACUACGAACGACCAUUUACCAACACAGGCAUUUAUUCAGUACAACAGUAGAGCUCAUGCGCUGGUAUCCCCUCAUCCAGAACUUUCUGUGGUUCUCCUGAAUGAUCAACCCCCAGUGAAUCCUGCACUGAAGACAGGAGGGCCCCUGAUGAAAGAGUGUAUUAGGGGCUCUUCUGAUCUCGCAAAGCCCUUGAUCAUACUGCUUAACGCUAGCUAUAAAAAAGAAAGAAAAUACAAAGGAAAGAAAUUGAGAAUGUGUGCUAAAGGGGUAAAGAAAGAGAAAUUGAAGGCAAUAGACGGAUCAGAAAGGAACUGCUGGUGCAAGAGCCACUUUGUCAGCACUUACCUGCUCUGUAGCCUCAGUGCUAAAAGUUUAACAAGCCGGUUUCACCUGCAAAUCUCUCUGUAACUGCCGAGUCCUCAUUAAAGAUCAAGUUCAUGAUGAUUUUGUAUUUUUUUCCUCAAAGCCGUGUUACAUAACAUCCUAUUUGCUAAUGAUCAAUCCCGGACUAAAGACCUUGAUAAAAGGGGUCUUCUGAUCUUAAUGGGGCCUUGAUUACUAUUCUCAAACCCAUGUUACGUAACAUACUCUGUGCUAAAAAGCAUAAUGGGAUGCUAGCCAUAGCCUUUCUUUGGUUAGCUGCUUCAGGGCUUUUUCCUGUGAAUCUUUUGUUACUCCUGAGAAAUUUAAUAAAACACCAGUGAAAGAUGUCAGGGGAUUACAGAAUGAAAAGAAUCAAUAUGAUGUCCCUAUAAAUCUCAUUACACCUCAGAAUGUACUGCAAGAUUGUGAAGAAACAUCCAUAGAUUCUGCCAUAUUCAGGGGCUCUCGUCUUUGCUGUCAUGCAAACUCUGUCUUGACCCCAAACGAAACAUACCAUACUAUGAAAAGCUUUUUUCUAGUCAGCACCGACCACAGUAAGCAACACAGUCACGUGAUUCAUUAAAUUGGAAUGUAGCUAAAGUAUGCAUCAAAGGUUGCUAAAUUUGGUCAGAUUGCAUCGUAAGGUAAUGAGUAUAUCGCUGCUGUCCUUCUGAAACCUCACAUUUACAUUUAUGCAUUUUGGCAGAUGCUUUUAUCCAAAGCGUCUUACAUUGCUUUAUCCUAUACAUUUAUACAUAGGCAUGUGCAAUCCCUGGGAUCGAACCCACAACCUUGCGUUGUUAACGCAACAUUUCCAUAUUUCGUGUUUUUUUUUUUGUGCUGUUAAUCACUAUUAUUUAGUCACAGUUUGUCACUAGGUUUUACAAAUAUCUAACCAAUAACAUUUAUUAAAAAGUGCUAGUCAACUUUGACAACACAGUAUUUUAUACCAUUUCCUAAAAAAAACUGUGAAUUUGGACAUCCAAGGUUUAUAUUUGGAUAUUGGUGAUAAUUUGCAUUUCUGUUUAUAUUCAUAUCAAAUUUAUAUUUAGCUUAUUUUGCGUAUCUGUUUUUUUUUCUUUCGUUUUUCUACAGACACCAGAACAGUAUAAAAGGGUUAUCUGUUAAAAAAGAGGCAAAGCUUUGACCAAGAAGUCGCUAGAUUGCUAGCUAGGCGGAAGAGUUGUUAAAGAGGUCUGAAAGUUGCUAAAUUUAGCUAUAAAGUCACGAACUUGGCAGCACUGUUUCUGCAGCCUAAUGCUAGCUAGCUCCGCCCACAGUGCGAUCUGAUUGGUCCAGAAUUGGUCCUCCGCCAGAGCAAUUAAGAGAGAAGAUCUGAACGGAAGUUUUUUUUACGUGUUACGUGAUUAAUGGAGCCUUCGGAUAGUUCCAGGACGUUUUGCUAUUUCUUUUAAUUUUUUAUUUCUUUCAUUUUUUUUAUUCAUUAAACAAACUUUUGUCUUUAAAUGGGUUAAAAGUUCACAUCAAUCGGUCUGUUUUGAUGCAGCUCCAUGCGCUUGCUAUCUUCUGGGAACUAUUGAGAGGCUCUAUGAACCACCAUUGCUGUGAAAAAAACUACGGAGUUGACGCAACUCUCUUUCUCUCAAUGGCUUUGUCCUGCGCCACACAGCUCCAUAUUAAACACUACAUGCAUCUGAUUGGCUGUGUUGCAUCAUUAAGUAUUUUCACCUUCGCUAUGGCUAAAAUACAAUAUAAUGGCCAAAGCAAGUGUUCACACAGAUUAAAGAGCCUUUGACAUCUAAAGGUAAUUCAUUAUUAGUUGGUGUGUAGCGCUGAGGUCAAACACGAGUUUGUAGGAGUGAAUACUUGAGUCCUGGUGACCAGCUAGAGGCAGAACUAAUGCAAAGAAAGAUAUGAACCGUUCCCUUCCUGAUCAGGCAACUUGUGACACACACACAGUCCCCAACAACGUGUUCCCAUUCAGAACACAAUGUCCUCUGGGCCUGCACUCUCUGUUCUACCGUCACCUACACAGUUCAAGCAAGCAGCAGAGAGCGACUGCGCUCUGUAUGCCGGUCCCCAUCUGGAGGUAUACGUAUGCAAAGUCAACCUGCCUACGUGUCCCUCUCCAAAAGAAAGCUCCUUUGAAUGAUAUUAAAAUUUAAUGAGCCGUCCUCCGGCGGCCCACUUUGAGGAUUCAUCUCAUGCAUGCACAUGUACCAGGGAGAGAGCUGGGAUUCAUCUGUAAUCGAGGAGAUCUCCGACGCUCAGUACGUCACAUGCACACUCAUGCCAGGACGAGCCUUGUAACUGAAUGUAACGCAAGACUGACGGCCAUUUACUUACAAACGGCAACCAAAUUUCAUUGUGUUUAUUUUCUACUGGCUGACCAUGGAGGAAGAUCAAAAUGGCUGUUUAUGAGAACUACAGAGGGUUGUUGUGAUGUAGAUUAUUUGUCAUUUUGUCUUUCUUUCUGGUUAAAUAGGAUUUAAUCUUCUGGAGCACAAUAAAUGAUUUUAUCAAGCUCAACUUACAUCGGUCUUUCUUUACUGUUGG
Molecule: messenger RNA, 7610 nt
Organism: Triplophysa rosa
Lineage: Eukaryota; Metazoa; Chordata; Actinopteri; Cypriniformes; Nemacheilidae
Gene: nlgn1
Product: neuroligin 1
Exons: 8
Coding region: 800-3409 (869 amino acids)
Biological process (GO): neuron cell-cell adhesion; presynaptic membrane assembly; modulation of chemical synaptic transmission
Cellular component (GO): cell surface; synapse; postsynaptic specialization membrane
Molecular function (GO): neurexin family protein binding; signaling receptor activity
Source: RefSeq, a predicted model, not a curated record